Messenger RNA from Knipowitschia caucasica, 2319 nucleotides. The record is from the annotation of a GenBank genome assembly. Lineage: Eukaryota; Metazoa; Chordata; Actinopteri; Gobiiformes; Gobiidae.
AUGAGGGCCCAGAGAAGGCCUUAUUAUGAGCAGAAACCCUGUCUCCUUGAGAAACCCCCUCCUAGAGCCACAUACCACAGCGUUAGCUCUGCCCACUUGUGUCCGAAAUGGUUCCCCUCAUCCCGGUGCAUCCUUCAGCAGUCCCACUUCGACCCCCCCUCACCCCUGAGUGCGCUGAGCUUCGCUGAGUUCAGCCCCUUCGCCUGGAGACUCGGGCUUAUCUGGUACCAAGGAGGACGCCUUUCAGGACCUGUACGUCGCGACGUUUGUGGACUCUACCGGGCGCAGGGGGGACUGUGGACCGGGUACCGGGCAUUACAGCGCAUCUCGUUGCAUCUGGUCUCACAGAGGCCUGGCCCCAGAGGAUCCCCUGGGCAGCCAGGACCCCCAGGACCUGCAGGAAGAGAUGGCACAGAUGGAAAAGAUGGCCCUGCAGGCCUCCCAGGAAAAGCAGGACCCAAAGGAAAAGCUGGGAUUCCAGGCAAAUCCGGAAACCCGGGAUUGCCUGGUCUACCUGGAGUGGAUGGUUUGACUGGUCCUGACGGCCCCGCCGGGAAAGAUGGACCUGCAGGAGUACCUGGUGAACCAGGACCCCCAGGACCAGCCGGGCCUCCGGGCAGAGGGAGAGCAGGGGCAGCAGGGUUACCUGGAACUAAUGGUCUCCCAGGUGGAAUCGGACCACAGGGCUCAACUGGUCUUGAGGGGCUUCCUGGACUUCCCGGCCCAGCUGGUCCUGAUGGCCCUCCUGGUCUCCCAGGCACACUCCAGGAUCUGAAUGGGGACCUUCUGUGUCCCGCUAUAUGCCCCCCUGGUCCCCCCGGCCCCCCUGGGAUGCCAGGAUUCAAGGGUCACACAGGACACAAGGGAGACAAAGGAGAGGUUGGGAAGGAUGGAGAGACGGGAGACGCUGGACCACCAGGGCCCCCUGGGAUUCCAGGCACUGUAGGUCUGCAGGGUCCGCGAGGACUGAGGGGACUGCAAGGACCCAUGGGUGCAGUCGGUGACAGAGGCCUUCCUGGCUUCAGAGGGAAACCUGGUGCUGCAGGCCUCAUUGGAAAGACAGGUGACGCUGGAGAGAAAGGACCACAGGGCUUCAGAGGACCAAAGGGAGAGAUUGGUAAGAUCGGCCCUAAAGGAGCACCUGGAGGGCCGGGUCCAAAAGGGGAGCCUGGAAUUCCAGGCAGAGACGGCAAAGACGGCACACCAGGGCUGGAUGGAGAGAAGGGCGAGGCUGGACGACACGGUGUAGUCGGAGAGAAGGGACCGAACGGACUUCCUGGUCUCCAGGGAAGGGCUGGUACAAAGGGAUCCACAGGAGAAGUUGGUGAUCCAGGAAAGACUGGUGAGACCGGACCCUCGGGCGAGCCAGGUAUUCCUGGUGAUAUUGGCAUCCCAGGAGAGCGGGGAAUAGCUGGGCCCAGAGGAGUUGCUGGAGGAAUCGGGCCUGUGGGCAAUGGAGGGCCUCAGGGAAUCAAGGGCUUUCAGGGAAUGAAAGGAGCGCUGGGGGAUCCUGGUCUGCCUGGGCCGACUGGAAUCCGUGGAGAGUUUGGUGAAAGAGGACCAGUUGGUGCGUAUGGGGCUAAAGGAGAUAUGGGUGUGGCAGGUAGUGAUGGUCUGCCAGGAGAGAACGGAGAACCUGGUCCAUUUGGUCCAGUUGGUCAAAAGGGAGCGCCAGGCAAAACUGGAGAACUGGGACCCAAAGGUGUGACGGGACCACAGGGGGAGCUGGGUGCACGAGGCCCUCCUGGAAAAACGGGCAUUAUGGGUUUCCAAGGGGAACAGGGAAUGCCAGGAAUCGCAGGAAAGAAUGGCGUACCGGGUAAACUGGUGAGUGAGCAGCACAUCCGAGAGCUGUGUGGCUCCAUGAUCAAUGACCAGAUCGCACAGCUGGCAGCUAACCUGCGACGGCCCCUGGCUCCAGGAAUGGUGGGUCGACCAGGUCCCGCAGGCCAACAUGGAAAACCUGGUGCGGUGGGGUCCAUCGGGCACCCAGGCGCCAAAGGUCCCCCCGGGUACAGAGGGCUUCCAGGAGAACUGGGAGACCCUGGUCCAAGAGGUGCCGUUGGUGAGCAGGGCGACAAAGGGCCCAUCGGAAAAGCUAUCGAGGGUCCUGCUGGAGACCAGGGGUACCAAGGUAUUCCAGGAGUGCCAGGUAUUGUGAAAGAUGGGCGGGACGGGUCCCCAGGAGACCCUGGUGAGCCUGGAGAGUCAGGCAGAGUAGGAAGGACUGGGCACCAGGGAACCCCUGGAAUCUGUGACACAUCAGCCUGCCAAGGGGCAGCCCCUCAUGGGAAAUCUACAAACCCCAAAAACCAUUAA